Messenger RNA from Misgurnus anguillicaudatus (oriental weatherfish), 4150 nucleotides. NCBI's taxonomy places the organism in Eukaryota, Metazoa, Chordata, Actinopteri, Cypriniformes, Cobitidae. The record is from RefSeq and is a predicted model, not a curated record.
AAAAUGAUUUAAACAUGAUUUACUUAGUUUGACAACAUAUAUAGUUAAAAAUACCACGAUGCUCGGUCGCUGGUGUUACCGCUUCCUUUCCACUUGUCUUUUAAUUUCCUCGAUUUUUAACCCAUCUCUCCUCAUUUCCCUGUUUGCAUCCCUCCCCUUCCGAAGUGUCAGAUGAAGAGACCUCCUCAUUUGGUGCUCCAGCUUUUUGCGUUGGCGAAUCACAAAGUGUUGGAAUCUAUUGCCUUUGUCUGACAUGUCAUCCAUCUCUAUGCGAGGGGGGAUCUGGGGAGGAGGGGGCGGUGGACUGCAGCUUUUAGAAACAGACACACUGAGAAGAGGGGUUUCAGUCUCAGCCCAAAGCUUCUAACAGGCACAUCCCAUUCUUGAAGAGAGGGGGACCGAGAGACACUCGCCGUGUCCAUGUUUUUUCCUGUCAUCCCCGCACAAAUCUGACUGUACCCCUUCUCCAUAUCGAGGAAUUUACACUGCAGUUUCACAAGAGGACAUUGGAGGAGACGCAACCACAAAUGCUUGCGUUCCCUUAAAUAUGUAGCUAAAAAUAUUAACUGAACGACUGAUUACGCUUGCGGUUCUGCGUAAUUUUUUGAGACUCGUGCAGGACAUGAUCUGCACCUGACCAGCCUCGUGUCUUUAUUUGAUGGACUGAACAGCACGAGAUAAAGUUCGUGGCGCGCCGAAGAACUUCUGUACACGGGCAUCGGAAGCAUUCUGCUCUGAACGGAUAGCAAUCUUUAUUAAUUCCCAUUUAAGCUACAUAAUCAAGGCGAGACGGCGACCUCAGUCGAUUAUCUUUCCUUCCUUUGCUAUCCCAUGGAUAUUCACUGCAAAGCGGACCCCUUCUCGGCGAUGCACCGGCACGGCGGUGUGAACCAGCUAGGAGGGGUGUUUGUGAAUGGCAGACCCCUACCUGACGUGGUCAGGCAAAGAAUCGUGGAGCUCGCGCACCAAGGAGUCAGACCUUGUGACAUCUCAAGACAAUUACGGGUCAGCCAUGGCUGUGUCAGCAAAAUUCUCGGAAGCUAUCAAAAGGAUCUUAUAAGAUAUUACGAAACCGGCAGUAUUAAACCUGGAGUUAUUGGGGGGUCCAAACCAAAAGUGGCGACGCCCAAAGUUGUGGAUAAAAUUGCAGAAUACAAGCGGCAGAAUCCCACAAUGUUCGCCUGGGAGAUCAGAGACCGACUGCUUGCCGAAGGCGUGUGUGACAAUGACACUGUACCAAGCGUUUCAUCUAUAAACAGGAUAAUUCGAACCAAAGUCCAGCAGCCUUUCCAUCCAUCUUCCGAUGGCACAGGAACGCCUCUCACCACAGCAGGACACACUAUAGUACCCAGCACAGCUUCUCCGCCUGUGUCAAGUGCUUCCAAUGACCCCGUGGGGUCCUACUCUAUUAAUGGCAUCCUCGGGAUCCCUCGCUCCAACGGUGAAAAGAGAAAACGCGAUGAUGUUCUCUGGAGUGGCAACCACUUGGAUGGGAAGAAAAUAGGAUAUUAUGGUUCAGAUGGCUCUGGCCCAAACAGUGAUUCUCAGGGUAGCGUGGAGAGUUUACGGAAGCACCUGAGGGCCGAUGCCUUCACUCAACAGCAGCUGGAGGCUCUGGACCGCGUGUUCGAGCGGCCGUCGUACCCUGACGUCUUCCCCACGUCAGAGCACAUCAAGCCAGAGCAGGCUAAUGAAUACUCGCUACCAGCACUGAAUCCUGGACUGGACGAAGUCAAGCCCAGUCUGUCGACCAGCGCCAGUUCAGAUUUGGGCUCCAGCGUGUCACAGAGCUACCCGGUAGUGACAGAGUUGCAUUCAUCCUCGCUGUGUGUAAAGCAGGAGCCGCACGAGGCUUCCCUGGCUCCGUUCACCCCCUCCUCACUGGCAGUCUCGGGUCUAGCGGAACUGUUGCCCCUCCAGCCCAGCGUGUCAGUAGAUGCCUCCACCCCCUGCUACGGUGCCUAUGCCCAUCAUGCCCCCAGCUACGGCCAGUAUGCAAGCCAGCCUAUUAUAGCAGGUCGAGACAUGGCGAGCACGACCCUACCGGGAUACCCACCUCACGUUCCCCCCACUGGGCAGGGCAGCUACCCCACCUCUACACUUGCUGGAAUGGUGCCUGGAAGUGACUUUUCAGGAAAUCCCUACUCUCACCCACAGUACACAACUUACAAUGAAGCUUGGCGGUUCAGCAACCCCGCAUUAUUAAUGCCGCAUCCCGGGGCUCCGCCCCUCCCACUGCUGCCACUGCCUAUGACCGCCACUAGUUACCAUGGCAACCCAAUCAAACUGCAGGACCAUGGCCGCAGCCUCCAUAUCGUACCAGUCUGAAAGCCGUUAAGGUCAGAGGGAUUGAAGAAGGCUACAGAAUCUUCAGUUUCAUGGGGCCGAGAUCGGAUUAGGAGGGUCAAGCAACAGCGCCCCCCCUCCCUCCCUCCCUCACCCAGACAUCAACUAUACCCCCCGCAUCAUCGACACUAAGGCUCUCGUUCUCUAAAUCGGUGAACAAUGACUGAACUAUUUCCUGAAAGACUUCUGAAAGAUUCUACUAAAAUAUAUAUAUUAUACAAGAUAUAAAACAAGACGAACCGUGUGAAGAAUACAAAAGUAACAAUUGAUGUGUUGUUGUUUUUUUCCUCUCUUUAAAUCAAUCAAUACAUUCCUUUACAUGCUGUGUUUAGUAUCGCUAACAGUUCACACACACACACACACACACACACACAAGGUUGCCUGAGGCCUUUAAAAAGUAAUUUAAACAUGUCCUACCAUUUCACUAGUGUCUUACCUCUCAUGGACAGAACAGCAAUGUGUACGAGAUCAAGAGAAACUGCUCAGUUGUCUGUCAAACAGAACAGUGAAACACUUUUAGAAGCCAUCACUGACUCAUGGUAAGAAAUUACCAACAUAAUUUAACAUUUUCUGUGAUACACAAUCAAAAUGGGGGAGAGAAAAUAGAAAAAAGAGAAAAACAGGUCAUAGAGACUGUUGCUGUACAUGACCUGAAAUGAAAUCCGUAUAUUAAAUUAUUGUUUUGGUUUAGCUGAUGGUUUGUGUGCGUGUUGCAUUUGUGUGUGUGUUUCAUACAUUUACCGGAUAUUUCAUUUGUUCAUGUCUCAUAUCUUAUAUCAUGAUUGGUGCCGCUUUUCUUGUUUGCACUAUUUUGCAGUACUGGAUGAAGUACAGUAAUCUUCUUACAUGUAAUAUAUUCAAAGGUCUACUCAAAUUGACAGAGUAACAGCAACAUCGGAGAAAAAUACACUAGCUGUUUGCCUUUUUAAACUUUUUGUCUGUUGUUUUGUCAUUCAGUGUAAAUCAUAAAGGAACAAUUUCCAUCAUGUGUAUCUGAGACAGAUUCUGGCUCAGUACCAAUGUAAUUAUUCAUGAUACAAAGUCAUCGCUUGUACAACAUCAUCAAAGUUCAACAAAUGCCUUACAGCUUUUUAAUUUAAUUUUUUUACGUUUGUUUGGCUAAAGUCCUGAGAGGUAGACAUGCAUGUAACCCUUUUGUGGUUCAACAAACAUUUCUAAAUGCUAAGUGGGAUAUGAAACCGGUCCAUUCAUACACUCCUGGAAAUGUAAAGUGAAUGUACUUUAUACCACGUUUGCCAAAGACUUAGUUUGAUAUUUAAUAUUUUAUUUGCUGUAUCUGUCAAUAAAACAGUAUUAUGUUUUAAUAUUAGUCAAUACUGAUUGUAUGUGAUAACGUUGAACAAAAGGACAAGAUCCAUCUUAGCCCCACAGCAAUGUACACAAGGAAGGUGAAUUCUGUUUGUCAUUUAAGGAUAUUUAAAGGUAUGUCAUUUGCAACAAACUGCUGCUUUGUAGAAUGAUUUGUGUAUAAUGUGAAAACAAUUCUUCUAUGUAUAUAAGAUCACCUACAUUUCACCAUUGCAGUAUCGUACUAAUUUACCGAUUCCAUUUGUAGAUAUGAGAAUUGAAAGAAAAAAAAAACAUUUGACAUUACAUGUGUCUUCGACGUGUUGUGCUUUUCUAAAACGCACAACAAAAAGUUUGAAACCCGCACCGGUGGGUUUCAGAUGCUGUCACCACAUGUGCGGCUGUUUGUAUGUUUUGUUUUGGUUUUUCUUAACUUGUUCAUACUGUUUAAGUCUCUAUGCAAAUUAAGUAAAAUGGUAUUCUGUAUUCUCCUUUA